UCCCGGAAUUACUAUUAUCAUUGGUACAGUAUGUUUAAGUACGAAGCAAAAGAUUUCGUCACGCUAAAUUAAAAUUCCACUGAGUGAUAAAAAAAAUAUCAAAUGUUCCCGUCUGGGACCCUAAAGAAUACUCUCUAUUCUUCCAUGAGGAACCGUGAAGUGGUGUUUACGAAUAAGUUACCUUUUUUUAAUCUAGUUUGACGUUAGAAAAUGAAACAACAACCAUGAACCAUAUUUAUAUGGAAGCACUGAUCAAAAAUCGAGUGUUUCUCGUGCGCAAUAUCGAAUAUUCGACUUUGAGAGAUUUUCUCAUAGAAGAGAACGUGUUUCCGAUUAGUCAAAUUGAAAUAAUUGAUUCCAAACCUCACAGAACUGCCCAGAUUAGAGAAUUAAUUGAUAUACUUCCUCGUCGCUCUGACAAACACUUUGUAUCAUUCUUACAGUGUCUCUCUUACUCCGAACAGAAACAUAUUGCCGAUAAUAUAGCGAAAUGUGUCUACAAACUUAUAGAAACAAAUAGACCCAAACUGAGCACAAAUGAAUAUAAACGUAUUAACGAAAGUAUAUCUAAUUUGACACUAUCAAACUCACCGAUUUCUCCAACGGAAAACUUUGAUGAAAACAAUUAUGAAAUAACUUUUUCGCCCCAAGAGGAAACUCAGUCACUCUGCAGUUAUUUUUAUGAAGAGAAUGAUCCCAGUUAUGAAAAUAGCGAGGAAAGUGGUCCAACCGUCGGUCAUUUGGCGUGUUAUAAGAUGUCGUCAGAACCAAAAGGUUUGUUUUAUGUUAUAAACAACGAUACAUUUAAAGAUGCCUCUUUCAACCGCAAUGGAUCUAAAAAAGAUAUGAUUGAUUUGAUGAAUUUAUUCUCGGAAUUAGAUUUCGUUUGUGAAAAAAAAGAAAAUGUAGGUGCUAUCGAUAUGAAACUUGCUUUAUGGGGAUUUUCUCAGAUGUCAUUAUUAGAAAAAGCUAAUUGUUGCGUUGUUGCCAUUCUUACACAUGGCAAAAACAUAAAUCAGUUGGUAGGAGUUGAUGGAAAUGUCAUUAAUCUAGACGAUGUACUUGCUUACUUCAAUGCCCAAAACUGUGCUGCUUUGGUUGGCAAACCUAAGUUAUUCAUUAUCCAGGCAUGUCGAGAUGAAAUUUCGAAGGAAUCUUAUCACCAAGCUGCUAUUCGCUCCGAUGUAGUCAUCGCUUAUUCAACAUCACCAGGAUAUGUUUCCCUUAGGGACCCUAAAGAAGGCUCUGUAUUCAUCAAAGAAAUUGUCAGUGUAUUCGGUGAGUGUUCUAAGCACAUGUCUAUUACAGAUAUGUUGAUAAAGGUUAGAGGAAAUAUAACCAAGAAAUAUCCUGAUGUAUCGCAGUACCCAAUAACCGAGUUUGCCUUAGAAAAGAGUUGGUAUUUGAACUCCACCCUCCGUUGAGGUAUCACGUACCCUGUGGUACACAGGUGAGAGAGCUUCGACUGCUCCAGUUACGAUUCUCGCUAGUAAUAUAUAUAUAUAUAUAUAUAUAUAUGUGUGUUUGUGAAAUUGAUGAACUAAAUACCAUUUUU
Messenger RNA from Octopus bimaculoides (California two-spot octopus), 1555 nucleotides. RefSeq names its product caspase-2. Gene Ontology annotation, biological process: regulation of apoptotic process; proteolysis. The record is from RefSeq and is a predicted model, not a curated record. Gene Ontology annotation, molecular function: cysteine-type endopeptidase activity. NCBI's taxonomy places the organism in Eukaryota, Metazoa, Mollusca, Cephalopoda, Octopoda, Octopodidae.